Molecule: messenger RNA, 2349 nt
Organism: Eimeria necatrix
Lineage: Eukaryota; Apicomplexa; Conoidasida; Eucoccidiorida; Eimeriidae
Product: transportin, putative
Exons: 6
Coding region: 1-2349 (782 amino acids)
Biological process (GO): protein import into nucleus
Cellular component (GO): nucleus; cytoplasm
Molecular function (GO): nuclear import signal receptor activity
Source: RefSeq, a predicted model, not a curated record
AUGGCAGCUGCAGAGGCUGGCGCGAGUCUGCAGCUGCAGCAGGAAAUUGCUGCUGUGUUUGCUUCUGCUGGCAGCAGCAGCAACGAGGUGCAGCAGCAAGUUGCUGCUGCUCUCAGCCGCAUCAGCGAAAUCCCCAAGGUGUACAUACACUACGCAGCAAUCCUCGGCAGCUGUCAGUACACCCCAGACGUGCGCCAGGUCGCGGGCCUUAGCCUCAAGUCCGCGCUGCAGCGGCAGCAGCAGCUGCAGCAGCAGGAGCUGCAGCAGCUGCUGCCGCCGCUGCUGCUGGCGCUGCAGGAGCAGGCGCGGCCGCUGCGGGCUGCAGCGGGGUCUGCGGUCACGGCGCUGGUUUGCUGCCAGCAGCUGCAGCAGCAGGAGCUGCAGCAGCUGCUGCAGCAGCUGCUGCUGCUGCUGGACUCCCCCAACGGGGAUGUGGCGGAAGCAGCUCUCAGCACCUUGUCGAAGAUAACGGAGGAUUUGCUGCAGGGGGUGCGUCUGCAGCAGCUGGAGCAGCAGCAGCUGCAGCAGCAGCAGCAGCAGCAGCUGCUGGUGUUCAUCCCGUGGGCGCAGCAGCAGCUGGUGCCGCGGCUGCUGCGCGAGGCGACCCCGCCCGCCGCUGCUGCGGCCCCCCCGCAGCAGCAGCAGCAGCAGCAGCAGCAGCAGCAGCAGCAGCAGGCCGUGUACACUUUAAACCUCAUUUCUGCUGCUCAAGGCUUCUGCGAAGGGGCCCCCUUUGCUUCCUUCUUUGGAGACUACUGGGGGGCCCUGGGGUCUCUUGCUGCAGCAGCAAAUCCCAAGACACAGCGCGCAGUUAUCUAUGGGAUUCUGCAGGUGCUGGAGAAGCAGCCAGCAGCAGCAGCAGCAGCAGCAGGGCCUCUCGCGGACUUCUUCAUUCGCUGCCUCCGCGCUGAAGACUACCAGCUGAAGCAGGACGCUCUCGAGUUCUGGCCGGCUAUACUGCGGGAAGCUUCAAACUCUGGCCCGGAGCAGCAGCAGCACGUGCUGCAGCAGCUGCGGCUGCGGCUGCCGCAGCUAAUUCCUUUGCUGGUGGCCAACACGAUAUAUACAGAGACUGACUUCUUAAAUAUGGAUGCAUCUCAACUAGAAGAAGAUAAUGCUGCAACAGCAGACGACGCGCAAGACGUGGCGCCGCGGUUUCACCGCAGCAGGGACCCAGCAGCAGCAGCAGCAGCAGCAGCAGCAGCAGCAGGGGACUCUGCUGCAGCAGCAGAAGAGGAAGAAGAAGAUGCAGCAGCAGCAAGAGGCACUUGGGGAGAUAGUUGGAGUGUAAGGAAAGGAAGUGCUUUGGCUCUGGACCAUUUUGCUGCUGUUUUCAAAGACGAAGUGCUGCCGUUUGUGCUGCCGCUGAUCGAGGAGGGCCUGCAGCAGCAGCAGCAGCAGCAGCAGCAGCAGCAGCAGCAGCAGCAGUGGCUGAAGCAGGAAGCAGCAGUUCUUUCGCUGGGAGCUGUUGCUCAUGGCUGCCAAGAGGCCCUCAGCCCCCACCUGCAAACAGUUUUGCUUUAUUUGCUGCAGCUCUCGAAGCACCCCAAGCCGUUGCUGCGGAGCAUAUCCUGCUGGUGUAUAUCCCGCUACGCGUCCUGGCUGUGUCAGCUGGAGCACGAGCAGCAGCAGCAGCAGCAGCAGCAGCAGCAGCAGGGAGUCGGGGGCGGGGGCUCUCCGUCUUCUUCUCAGCCGCAGCCGCCGUCGGGAGCAGCGCAGCAGCAGCAGCAGCAGCAGCAGCAGGAGAGCCUGUUCGGGCAGGUGCUGCAGCAGCUGCUGCAGCGGCUGCUGGACCGCAACAAAAGAGUCCAGGAAGCAGCAUGUUCAGCUUUUGCUGCUAUAGAAGAUGAAGCUCGGGAGCUGCUGGUGCCUUAUUUGCAGGCAGUUCUUGCUGCGCUGCAGCGGGCUUUGCAUCUUUAUCAGACGAAAAACAUGCUAAUUCUCUGCGACGCUCUGGGCACUUUGGCUGAAGGUGUGGGGCCCCACAUGUGCUGCUCCCUCGGCAGCAGUUUGCUGCUGGAUUUGCUGCAGCUCAGCCAGCAGACGCAGCCGGGGCAGCCGCUGUGUCUGGCCCUCAGUGAAGCUGCUGUUCUGUCCAGGGCUGCUGCUGGUGGGCCUGGGGCCGCUGCUCUUGCCCCCCAACAGCAGCAGCAGCAGCAGCAGCAGCAGCAGCAGCAGCAGCAGCAGCAGCAGGUUUUGCUGCUUGUGUCUGCAGCUUUUGCUCCUUACGCGCCUGUAGUUUUGGAUUUGUGUCAGCAGCGAAUGAGUCAAGUGCUGCAGCAAAUCGAAGCCCAAAACCAGGGAGACACUGUCAGCCUUUUUUCUUUUUUCUCCUUUUUGUCUUUUUAA